This is a messenger RNA of Scleropages formosus (Asian bonytongue), 4468 nucleotides long. RefSeq names its product 5-azacytidine induced 2 (gene azi2). NCBI's taxonomy places the organism in Eukaryota, Metazoa, Chordata, Actinopteri, Osteoglossiformes, Osteoglossidae. The transcript is spliced from 8 exons. The coding region runs from base 194 to 1306 and encodes 370 amino acids. Gene Ontology annotation, cellular component: cytoplasm. The record is from RefSeq and is a predicted model, not a curated record.
UGCUCUGGCGAGCACUUCCUGUUUAGUUUCUUACGCGGAGAAGUGGUUGUUUUUAUGCAGGGGGGGGACGUGUAAUCAUUUCACUGGUAGCCUCAUUAUUCGACCGCGUGUUUCCAGAAAAUGUCCGAUACUCUACUGUUGUCUGUUUUUCGGUAAUAGCUCUCAGCUCUGUUCUUCAGCUGUCGGGUUAGUCAUGGAACCCUUGGCCAUGGAAGAUGAUAUUUGCAUCCUGAAGCAUGAGACAGCCUACUUAGCUACAGAGAGCCCUGUGUCUGUGCGUUCAGAAGAUGAGUUGGUGGCCUCACACUUUGCCCUGGUCACUGCCUACGAAGACAUCAAAAAACGGCUGAGAGAUGCAGAGAGGGAGAACACAGUGCUCCGCAAACGGGUUAAGCAGCUUGAGGACAAGCUGUACAAGCCAGAGGAAACAUCCUCAGACGGACAGAAGUAUGUUAAUAAGGCCUUCAGUGCUUAUCGGGGUAUCUACAUUGAGAAGAAGGACCUGCAGAUGGAGCUUAACAAAGUGAAAAAAGAGAAGAGUGAGUUGGAGAAGAACCUGACUGAACAGAUUCAUGCAAAAGAACUGGAGCUGCUUCAAUUGAAGACUGAGAUGGAGACCAGCCAAGUGAUGAGAAGCUUGAGCACCAAGCAAGAGAGCUGUGAAGUAGGGAAGGUGAACAAUGAACUGGAGAACAUGAGAUUACUGAGUAAAAACAUGCAAGGACAAUGCCAGGAACAACAAGAAAACAGCAUGCAGGGGAGCAGUCAGGAACAGGAAGCAGACUUCAACACAGGAGGGGUCAAGCUCCUGCAGUCAUAUGCGGAACUGUGCAGAACUAUGUCUUGCUUGCACGUGGAAGCCCAGCUUCAGACAGAGGUGAUGAAGAAGCUGAGGGACAAAUCGAGCAGCGCACACAGGAAAGGUAUCCCCACCAUUCCUGUGCAGUGCCUGGAUGAUGUGGAGAGGAACAACAGAAGAGUAAACUUGAUGGCAGCCCGGCCCCCUAGUGCUCCACCAGUCCCAUCAAGUAUGGGCCGGCCUUCUCCGCCCUUGGGCCCCUUGAUGCUGGAGGGGCUAAAGGAGGACUGCCGGCAGGGGCCGUGGAGCAGCUCCCGCCCUCCUCCUGUGGGAAGCUGUGCCGUUCAACUGCCACAGCCCCCCUGGCAUCGCAGCUCUCUGGAUGAGAGUUCAUGGUCUUUUCCCAUGCCUCCCAAACCCAGUGAGUCCCAAUUUUGGGAGAACAGCACGACCACUGCUGGUGCUGAACCGAAGAGCCCCAAUGGCAACUGGAACAAGCCGUACUGAGCAAUAAUUCAGCGUGACACACAACUCCGCCUUACGUUCACCAUUGACUCCCUGACCUCUUCAGACCCUGAGAGUUGUCCUCGGAAGGCCUCUAUCCAUUGUGUUAGGUCUGUUUCAGUCUUGGAGGAUCUGCAGAGACUCCAUGACUGUAGAUCAGCUGGGUAAUUUUCCAGAUCAUAUAAUGAAAGUGGGACAGACUGCAGAAAGAGACCCAAGUGUUUGAAAACCAAAAGCAGAAAAUGCCAGCCUUUGAUGACUCAUGUCUCUGCCUGCUGCCUAUUUAAUUCAGCGUGUUUUUUGGUAAACUUGUUUCAGAUUGAGAGCAAUCAGAGAGAAGGGUGGGGUCAAGCAGUUAAAGUCCUUGUGGUCAUGUGAGUGGAAGCUGUGAAAACAUCUAAAUGAAACUGUGUGUGUGUGCGCGUUUGUUUCAUUUGAAAUAUUGUAUGUCUGGACAAAUGUAUUGUGAACAUCUGUCUCCACUGACAUCUUUGGUUCAUUUAGCCUCAUUCAGCCAGUGCUAAAUUUUGAGUGACCCUUGCAGUUUGAGGUGAAAUCCCCCAGAACCUGUCAUCUCAUGUUGUCCCUUUGACCCCAGUGAAUUAUUCUCUGUCUACAGUGUAGAAGGGGUAUGUGUUAUACGAAAGGUCGUUUGUGUACAUGGCUACCAUCUGUUUUCUCCACAUGCAUAUAUGCACCUUAGUCAUAUAGAACAACUGUUUUGAAUCCUUUGUUUUUGGCGUUACCAAUAUGCAGCGAUGCUUCUGUAGACCAUGCAGAUUCAGCGGUGCUAAUAGCCUUAAAGUUUUCACAUAAGGAAUGUGAAUGACAAAUCUAUAAAAGUCCUUGUUUGUUAGUAAAAAUCAAUAAUAAAAUCAAUGUAAAUAUCUUUAAAACAGUAACAUAUCCCUGUUCUUCACUUCAGUACCACACAUUUGACAUAUUUGAUUCCUAAGAAUGUUUAUUCAGCAUUUUCCCUCUAAUGUGAUAGUUGCAUUAUUUGCUUCAACUCAGACUGUUUGUGAACAGCAGGCUUCAGGAGGAGCCCCAGAUUCCCAGUGGGAUUCAACCCUGAGCUUUGCCUGGACCAUUCCAGACUAUUCACUUUGUUUCUAAGUCAUUACUUUUUGUGUGUGUGUCUUGGUUCCAGUUGGAGCUAAAUGCAGAUCCCUUUAAUGAUUAGAACUGUGUUUUCCUACAGGUUGUCUCUGUAUUUUCUCUUGUUCAUUUUAAUGACAAAAGCUUGUACAUUAUCACCAUGGACUUUUGUCUUCCGCGGAAGGUUCAAAUCUUUGUCCAUCUUAUUAUAAAUCUCUAAAACUCAGCACUACCUAGCAGUUUCAUUUUGGAGUACUCCAAAUAACUAGUUUUUACUUGAAACAAAGUAUUACUAAAAAAUUUUGAGGCAUUCUCUCUUGGGUGAGAGACCUAAGUCGCUGGAAAGUUUUUCAGUGAGGCUUUCAUGUGGACCACAAGUAAAGCAAACUUACACCAGUUUUUUUUCCACAAACAUACAAAGACAAUUUUUUCUUAUAUAGUGCUCUAUCCUCCAUCUAUUCACAAGGUUCCAGAUAAAUGAUGAAUCGUUACAUAUGUUUGCAAGAGACGUAUGUUAAUAUGUACCUUUAGGGAGACUGUCAUCCAAUAUGUAAAUCAGACUGAUCUAGGCCAGCUGGCUGCCCACCCUGGAAACUGUCUACUUACAAUGACCUAGAGUAUGUAAUUCCCUAUGAAUAAAAGAAAUAAUCAUAUAUUUCGUUGUACUUUUUGAUGAUGAAGUGAUGUGUUCAGCUGGCAGUGGAGGAAAGGAAAAUGAAAAUUCCACACUGACGUAAAACUGGAGAGAAAUGACACCUCUGGGGGGCCAUGGUUAACCAGCACAUUAAUUGACGUAUUCCAGCUGGGCAUCCACCCCCCCAGGCAUCAGUCUGCUUCGAACAGCUUAAGAGUAAUUGUCCAGAGCUGAUUCCAUCUUCUCUGGUGACCUCAUGUUGUUACUGGAGGUUCUGAAAGUCUAAACGGGUCAGUUUUCUGACACUUGGAGCAUUCAGCCAUUGUACCUUGGUGGUGGCCCUAAUGGGUACCCUGAGAAGAUAAGGCAAAAAGAAAAGGCAGCUACCACCAACAUGACAGUAGAUACAGGUCUAUUGCAGCAGUGACUGACAAAGGUGAGUAAUCCGUACAGCACAGAGGUGUGUACUGUUAUGAGUCAUACGAAGAGUGGUACAAUGGUUUUUGCUGCCAUUUAAGGAGUUUGAGGUCCAGGAAAGGUGUGUCUUGCACUGCUUCCAGUGUGAAGGUCCUUAAUUUUCCCUGCCCCAAUUUAUUUAGCUUAAUUUUACCAGUGAAAUUCUGUAAAAUUUACAUUAUUAUGUCCAUAAAGAUCUUGGCAAUAUGGUAACAGAAUGCUGGCAUAGAUGAGUUGUGGUACCACCUCCCAGAAUUCAGUGAUAUUAACUGGUAGAACUGGUAAGGUUCUGGUGAGCACAAGUGGUUAUCAUCAGUUGCUGUCACUCCAUUGACAAGGUCAUUUCUUGUAUCUUUGUGUCAAACGAAGCGUCUUCAUUUUUACCUUCAUAUGUUUGUGUCACUGUGCCCCCAGUGUGUGUCACCUUGGUUAUGGUUGUAACAGUACAGCUACCUCUUAACCGCUAUUGUGGUUAUUUAUAACAGGAAUCCAAGCAGGUUUAAAGCACAGCCUGGCCUCCAAAAAGAACUAAGUUAUUGUGUCAUUUGGGUUUCUGAUCAGAAAGCUGAGAAAUGCAUGGUCUAUCUGAUAGUUUAGUUUCCCAAAAUUUUGUUGUUUCUCUCUUAGAGUGUCUUCUUGGUUGUUCUUGAUGGACCUGUGUGUGUGUGUGUGUUUUUUUUUGUGUAAUCUUUAUGAUUAUUUUAACAUGCCUUUUGUAAUAUGAAGUAAAACGUGCUCUGAAAAGGUAGAUUUUUCUCUCAUGUAUUUUCCCAUGUAUAUCUCUUGUGGAUUUUUCUAAGUAGCCUUUCUUGUAUAAUUGUUUUUGUAAUUUCCAGCAGUCAAGUACACUGUUCUGCAGGAAAGUAAUCUGACUACCAAAAAUGCAAUAUACAGCACAUAUGGACUAUAUUUUAAGAUUACAUGACAAGCAAUUUUUUUUGCUGUUUAUUUUUUAAACAAAUAAAAGAAUGCGAGGG